GCGCGGCCUUGCGGAAAGGCGGCUCCGAGCAUCGCAUCGCAUCGCGGCCGCAUAUCUAUCGCGCCCUUCCCCCGGCUCCUGGCCCCGGCCAUUAUAGCGAGGCCGCGUAUAAAAGAAGCCAAGACUUUUAGGCAGGCCAGGCCAAGAAACGCGUCAGAGUCUGGCUCUUGAUCGUAACGCCGGUGCAAGAGAGAGGGAGAAGAGGAAGGGAGGGAAGGAGGCGGCGGUAAGGUGAGGUCAGAGGCUGGGAGCAGCCAUGGCGGUGAAGGCCGCGCUCUUGCUCGCCGCCGCGACGUGGGUGUGCCUAUCGGCGGCGGCCGCCUCCGCCUUCGAGUUCGAGGACGUGCCCACCGUCGCCUUCGACGAGCGGUUCUCGCCGCUGUUCGGCGACGGCAACCUCGUCCGCUCCUCCGACGACAGGAGCGUCCGCCUCCUGCUCGACCGCCGCUCCGGUUCUGGGUUCAUCUCCUCGGACUACUACCUCCACGGCUUCUUCAGCGCCUCCAUCAAGCUGCCCAAGGACUACACGGCCGGCGUCGUCGUCGCCUUCUACCUGUCGAACGGGGACGUAUACGAGAAGACGCACGACGAGCUGGACUUCGAGUUCCUGGGCAGCCGGUGGGGCGGGCAAUGGCGCGUGCAGACCAACGUCUACGGCAACGGCAGCACCAGCCACGGCCGCGAGGAGCGCUACCUCCUCCCGUUCGACCCCACCCUCGAGGCCCACCGCUACUCCGUCCUCUGGGCUCCCACCCACAUUAUCUUCUACAUCGACGACACGCCGAUCCGGGAGGUGAUCCGGCACCCGGACAUGGGCGGCGACUUCCCGGCGAAGCCGAUGGCGGUGUACGCCACCAUCUGGGACGGCUCCGCCUGGGCCACGGAGGGGGGCAAGUACAAGGUCAACUACAAGUACGCGCCGUUCGCGUCCGAGUUCUCCGACCUGGCCGUCGUCGGCCCCCGCGCCGACCCGGUGCUCCGCUUCCCCCGCCGCGCCGGCGCCGGCGCGGACCAGGACCUCCUGGGGCUCAUGACGGCCGACUAUGCCGUCAUGACGCCGCAGAAGCGCGCCGCCAUGCGCGCGUUCCGGGCGCGGCAGAUGACGUACACCGUGUGCUACGACGCGGUCCGGUACGCGUCCGGCCCGUUCCCGGAGUGCGACAACUCGGACGAGGAACGCGAGAACUUCUCGGCCUGGGGCGAGUCCAAGACCGUCGUCAUGAGGCCGCGCGCCCGCGGCCGCCGCCGGGGACGCAAGGCCGGGGCCGGGGCCGGAGCCAAGGGACGCACCGGCGUGGCAAGCAGCUGAGAUCAAAAGCAAUUCCGAUCGGCUGCGCAAGCUAUUGGCACAAUGGUUGCAGAUGAUCAGUUGAUCCGGUACUGUAAUUCGAAUUCUUUUGGGGGGUCAGAAGCAUAUGCAGGUUGUAAAGGUAGGUGUAGGGACUAGUAGGGAUUAAUGCAUUAUGAUUAUUCUUUGAUUCCUUCAUUUCCUUGGGUGGCAGCUAAUAAUAAUACAACAUAUGAUCGAAUUAUUAACAUUA
Messenger RNA from Setaria italica (foxtail millet), 1541 nucleotides. Its product is annotated as probable xyloglucan endotransglucosylase/hydrolase protein 30. Gene Ontology annotation, molecular function: xyloglucan:xyloglucosyl transferase activity; hydrolase activity, hydrolyzing O-glycosyl compounds. Lineage: Eukaryota; Viridiplantae; Streptophyta; Magnoliopsida; Poales; Poaceae. Gene Ontology annotation, biological process: cell wall biogenesis; xyloglucan metabolic process. Gene Ontology annotation, cellular component: apoplast; cell wall. The coding region runs from base 257 to 1309 and encodes 350 amino acids. The record is from RefSeq and is a predicted model, not a curated record. The transcript has 4 exons.